CGAGCCCCGUGCGCGCCUGUUGGGACGGUUGCAGACCCUGCGCGCGCGCCUUCCCACGCGGCGUGCGCCAGCGGCAGCGGCUGCCAUGACGACAGGCAGGUGAGCGGCAGCCGAGCGCGUGGUCCCUGCCCCACCCGCGCGGAGGGAAAGAGGAGGCGGUUGCCAAGGCGACGUGGGUUGAAGGAGAAGAGGAAGGAGGGAGGAGGAAGGAUGGGCGGCCUUGGCGUAGCCGCAGGGAGGUGACUGAAGCGAGCCCAGCCCCUUGCAUCCUCCCCCUGUGAACCUCCCUCCCCUUUUUUUCCGCCUUCUGCCAGCAGUAGCUGCAGCCGCAGCACCUGAGCCGCUGCUGCCUCUCGCUCAGAGCAACACUAUGGGUGAGCGUGGGCACAGCCUUCAUCCCUCUGCCAGAGGCAGGGGGAGAACUGAGCGGCGCACACUCCGGCUUCUGCGGCUGCUGCUCUGGAUUGGGACCGUCUUCCAGGUGACUCAAGGAGCGGGACCGGAGCUUCACGCCUGCAAAGAGUCUGAGUACCACUAUGAGUACACCGCAUGUGACAGCAUGGGUUCCAGGUGGAGGGUCGCCGUGCCGCACACCCCGGGCCUGUGCACCAGCCUCCCCGACCCCGUCAAGGGCACCGAGUGCUCCUUCUCUUGCAAAGCCGGGGAGUUUCUGGACAUGAAGGACCAGUCAUGUAAGCCAUGCGCUGAGGGCCGCUACUCCCUUGGCACGGGCAUCCGGUUCGACGAGUGGGACGAGCUGCCCCAUGGCUUUGCCAGCCUCUCAACCAACAUGGAGAUUGAGGACAGCAUCACUGAAUCCAAGGAGAACUGCACUUCGUCCAAGUGGGUUCCUCUGGGCGACUACAUCUCCUCCAACACGGACGAAUGUACAGCCACGCUGAUGUACGCCGUCAACCUGAAGCAGUCUGGCACUGUUAACUUUGAGUACUACUACCCAGACUCCAGCAUCAUCUUCGAGUUUUUUGUUCAAAAUGACCAGUGCCAGCCCAAUGCAGAUGACUCCAGGUGGAUGAAAACCACAGAGAAAGGAUGGGAAUUCCACAGUGUCGAGCUAAAUCGAGGCAAUAAUGUCCUCUAUUGGAGAACCACAGCCUUCUCAGUGUGGUCCAAAGUUUCCAAGCCUGUGCUGGUGAGAAACAUCGCCAUAACAGGAGUGGCCUACACUUCAGAAUGCUUCCCCUGCAAACCCGGCACGUACGCAGACAAGCAGGGCUCCUCUUUCUGCAAACUUUGCCCAGCUAACUCUUAUUCCAGUAAGGGAGAAACUACCUGCCACCAGUGUGACCCUGACAAAUAUUCAGAAAAAGGAUCCUCCACCUGCCAAGUGCGGCCAGCCUGCACAGACAGAGAUUACUUCUUCACCCACACGGCCUGUGAUGCCACAGGAAAGACGCAGCUCAUGUACAAAUGGGCCCAGCCGAAAAUCUGCAGCGAAGAUCUGGAGGGGGCGGUGAAGCUGCCCGCCUCUGGCGUGAAGACCAGCUGCCCGCCCUGCAACCCAGGCUUCUUCAAGACCAACAGCAGCGCCUGCGAGCCCUGCCCUUAUGGCUUUUACUCCAAUGGCUCCGAUUGUAGCCACUGCCCAGCGGGGACUGAACCUGCCGUGGGGUUCGAAUACAAAUGGUGGAACACGCUACCCACAAACAUGGAAACGACCGUCCUCAGCGGGAUCAACUUUGAGUACAAGGGCAUGACAGGCUGGGAGGUGGCUGGUGACCACAUUUAUACAGCUGUUGGAGCCUCAGACAAUGACUUCAUGAUUCUCACCCUGGUUGUGCCGGGAUUUAGACCUCCACAAUCAGUGAUGGCAGACACAGAGAAUAAAGAGAUGGCCAGGAUCACGUUUGUCUUUGAGACCAUCUGUUCUGUGAACUGCGAGCUCUACUUCAUGGUGGGUGUGAAUUCGAGGACCAACACUCCUGUGGAGACAUGGAAAGGUUCUAAAGGCAAACAGUCCUAUACCUACAUCAUCGAGGAGAAUGCUACCAUGAGCUUCACCUGGGCCUUCCAGAGGACCACGUUUCAUGAGACAGGCAGAAAGUACACCAAAGACGUUGCCAAGAUCUACUCCAUCAAUGUCACCAAUGUCAUGCAUGGAGUGGCCUCCUACUGCCGUCCCUGUGCCUUGGAAGCCUCUGACGUGGGCUCUUCCUGCACCUCCUGUCCUGCCGGUUACUAUAUUGAUCGGGAGUCAGGAACCUGCCGCUCCUGCCCCGCUAACACAAUCCUGAAAGCCCACCAGCCUUAUGGCGCCCAGGCCUGCGUGCCCUGCGGUCCAGGCACCAAGAGCAACAAGAUCCACUCUCUGUGCUACAACGACUGUACCUUCUCAGUCAGCACUCCGAGCAGGACUUAUGACUACAACUUCCUGGCUUUGGGAAACACCGUCUCUGUGGCUGGGGGGCCAAGCUUCACUUCCAAAGGGCUGAAAUACUUCCACCACUUUACCCUCAGUCUCUGCGGAAACCAGGGUAAGAAAAUGUCCGUGUGCACCGACAAUGUCACAGACCUCCGGAUUCCUGAGGGUGAGUCAGGUUUCUCCAAAUCCAUCACAGCCUACGUCUGCCAGGCGGUCAUCAUUCCCCCGGAGGUGACAGGCUACAAGGCCGGAGUGUCCUCGCAGCCUGUCAGCCUCGCCGAUCGACUUAUCGGUGUGACAACAAAUAUGACUCUGGAUGGAAUCACCUCCCCAGCUGAACUUUUCCACCCGGAGUCCUUGGGAAUACCGGACGUGAUCUUCUUUUAUAGGUCCAAUGACGUGACCCAGUCCUGCAGUUCUGGGAGGUCGACCACCAUCCGCGUCAGAUGCAGUCCGCUGAAACCUGUGCCUGGGAGUCUGUCGCUGCCAAGAACAUGCUCCGAAGGGACCUGUGAUGGCUGUAACUUCCACUUCCUGUGGGAGAGUGUGGCUGCCUGCCCGCUCUGCUCGGCUUCUGACUACCAUGCUAUCGUCAGUAGCUGCGUGGCUGGGAUCCAGAAAACGACCUACGUGUGGCGAGAACCAAAGCUAUGCUCCGGUGGCAUCUCCCUGCCUGAGCAGAGAGUCACCAUCUGCAAAACGUUAGAUUUCUGGCUGAAAGUGGGCAUCUCUGGAGGCACCUGCACUGCCAUCCUGCUCACCGUCUUGACCUGUUACUUUUGGAAAAAGAAUCAAAAAUUAGAGUACAAGUACUCCAAGCUGGUGAUGAACGCUACCCUCAAGGACUGUGACCUGCCAGCAGCUGACAGUUGUGCCAUCAUGGAGGGCGAAGAUGUGGAGGAUGACCUCAUCUUCACCAGCAAGAAGUCACUCUUUGGGAAGAUCAAAUCAUUUACCUCCAAGAGGACUCCUGAUGGGUUUGACUCGGUACCACUGAAGACAUCCUCAGGAGGCCCAGACAUGGACCUGUGAGGGGCGCUGCCCCGCCUCACCUGCCCCCUCACCUGGGCACAGCACCUUGCAAGCCUGUGGCAGUGUGGGUGCCAGCUUCCUGCAACACCCACUGCCGGAAAUUCUUCAUUGUGGCCUUAUCAGAGGAAGUUUGAAUUUCAGAGCUUUGUUUUUUUAUAGAGUACCCGAACCUUCCUUUCUGCUUGCCUCAAACCUGCCAAAUAUACCCACACUUUGUUUAUAUAU
This is a messenger RNA of Vicugna pacos (alpaca), 3637 nucleotides long. It is a transcript of the gene ELAPOR1, whose product is annotated as endosome-lysosome associated apoptosis and autophagy regulator 1. NCBI's taxonomy places the organism in Eukaryota, Metazoa, Chordata, Mammalia, Artiodactyla, Camelidae. Gene Ontology annotation, biological process: autophagosome assembly; positive regulation of vacuole organization. The record is from RefSeq and is a predicted model, not a curated record. Gene Ontology annotation, cellular component: extracellular exosome; late endosome; trans-Golgi network.